AUGACAGAUCUGGACCGAACCACUUCAGAUCUGAUGAAAACGAAGGAUUUUAAAGGUCGACGACAUGCAACGGUGGUUGGUAGAGGAGCUGCUCGACUAGAUCUAAACAGAUGUGGUGGUGUUUCACGGAGAUUGAGAGAAAAAAGAUCGAGACAAGAGAGAUGUGUCACCGGAGCAAGAUCUGGUCACUCAAUAUCACCAGAAGGUAGAUCUAGAGGUGUAAAUCAUAGAUUUCUAGGCGAAAAUCAUAGACCCGUCGUCAAAGAUCAUAGAUCUACCGUUGGAGAUCAUAGAUCUAUAAUGAAUCACGACAAAUCUGAUGAAAACGAAAGCUUUUAG
Messenger RNA from Lactuca virosa, 339 nucleotides. Lineage: Eukaryota; Viridiplantae; Streptophyta; Magnoliopsida; Asterales; Asteraceae. The record is from the annotation of a GenBank genome assembly.